Messenger RNA from Cavenderia fasciculata, 6204 nucleotides. RefSeq lists its product as uncharacterized. NCBI's taxonomy places the organism in Eukaryota, Evosea, Eumycetozoa, Acytosteliales, Cavenderiaceae. Gene Ontology annotation, cellular component: endosome; trans-Golgi network. Gene Ontology annotation, biological process: Golgi to endosome transport. The record is from RefSeq and is a predicted model, not a curated record. Bases 1 to 6204 code for a protein of 2067 amino acids. The transcript is spliced from 11 exons.
AUGAUAUCAAAACGUUUGUCUCAAUGUCUCAAUGCCUCAUUACCAAGUGGAUGUCAAUUAAAAGCAUUAGAGACAUAUGAAAUCAUUUUUAAUAGAAUAGGUCAAGAUAAAUUAGCAAAAGAUAUUUCAAUCUAUGCAACGGGAUUAUUCCCAUUAUUUCAUUUAGCAAGUACUGAUGUUAGAUUCAAGAUUAUAACAUUGUAUGAAAAGUACUUUUUACCACUCAACACUAAACUUUCAUCAUGCCUCAAUGGUAUCGUAUCUUCACUCCUUCCUGGACUCGAGGAAGGACAAGGAGAAAUAUACGAAGCAAUUCACAAGUUAUUGGACCAAUUUUGUAGAGCAACCUCAACUACAAUGUUCUUUCAAGCAAUUUGGAAAUCAAUGGUAACAACCCCUUACAAUAGACAAGCUGCUAUCAAUUUCCUUUUAACUCGUUUACCAAAAGAUUUUAAAGAUGAUUCAAAUCAAGUUGUAUAUUUACCAGAAAAAGAUCUUCUUGUUGCACAAGCACUUUCAGAUUCAUUGUGUGAUCAUAAUAUUUUAGUUCAAAGAAAUAUUUUAGAAGUUAUUUCACUUCAUUUUCCAAUUUCUCUAAAAAUAUUUUCAAAUGAAGCAAUUGAAAAUAUAAUUGGUUCAGCAUUACGAGUAGUUGUAAUCAAAGACAUGUCGUUAAAUAGAAGACUUUAUUCUUGGUUAUUAGGACCACAAGAUAAAUCAUCAAUGGUUGAUAUUAAUUAUUUCCUAAAUCAUUCAAAACAAUCAACAAUAUCAUCUAUAAAGAAAUUAUUACAAGUUAAUAAUCAAGAUUUAUUAAUAGCAUUUAAAAUUUUAACCUAUCUAUUUCAAAAAGAGGAAUUUCAAGUGAUUAUUGGAGACAUCUUUUAUGACAUUUUAAAGAUUAUCUACCAAUACAAAGAUGGGUAUACUUUUUCAAAAGACAUUAUUAGACAUUUGGAUGAUCUCUUGGACACUAUCAAUGAUCAACAAGUCAUUUGGGACUAUCUAAUUCAAUUGAUUAGUAAUAUUGGAGAUCGCGAUCAACAAGAAAAUAUCGACAAUGUAAAACUAGUAGAAUGCUUUCUCGAUAUUAUGACAUUGUCGGUCGAGGAGGUACAAAAUAAGCAUCUACCACUCCUCUUGCUAUCAAUGAUAAAGACAAUGAAAAGUGAUAUCUUGUCCAAAAACAAUAAUGGUCUAAUAUUACACUAUACUCAAUUGUCUCUAAAAAUCAUUGGUAAAAUCAUUAUAAACGACAACAACAAUAUCAAUAAUAAUAAUAAUAAUAAUGCUAAUAAUUAUACAUAUCAAUCGAUUGAAACAUAUCAAUCCUAUUUUGUCGAUCUGUAUGACUAUUUGGAUAGAAAUUUAUCACUAUUACAACCACCGACCAAUCAUAUAAUCAAUAAUCCAAUUUCACUUUCAUCAACCAACAACAAUACACUAUCAAAUCCUCUUACUUUUACUCCCAUAUCAUCAUUUGCCUAUAUAACCUCCACCGAUUUGUUUAUUAUACUUGAUCUUUCACUUCAAGUAUUGGUUGGUCUAUUUCAACAAUUCAAAACUUCUCCAACAAGUCCCAUCACAUCUCCAAUAUUGGAAUCUUCUUCACCUCCUAAAUGGUUUAGUCCAAUUUAUAAAUUUUGUUUGAGUGAAAAUCCAUUUAUAUCAUGUUUAACAAUUAAAUCAUUUAUAAAUUUAACAAAUAGACAUGGUAGUAGUGGUGGUCUUGGUAAAAGUUUACAAAAUAUUAUAACGAUUCAACAUUUAACAGAGUUGUCAAAAAAGCUUUGGAGUUUGUUGGAUCCAAACAAUUGUGCUGUACAUUAUAAAGUGGCUACAUUAUUCCUUUCUCUUCGAGAGAUUAAUGAAUCUGCCUGUGCAAAAGUAAUUGCAGAGGCAAUGUCAGAUAGCAAUCUCAAUACUCGUAUAGAGGGAUAUCAAAAGUUUGCAUUAUUUUGGCGUUUGACUGGUGAACUUGGUACCAAUACAUUACCAUUCUCAAAUACACUCUUUCUUAUGCUAGAUAGUUUGAAUCAUGAACAACCAAUCAUUCGAUUGACAGGUCAUACAUGGUUGGCCGAUAGUAUUAGCAAAGCAGAACGUAUUUUGGAUCCACUACUCAAAAUCCUACUCGACAAAUCGACUGUUAGAUUUAAUAACUUUUACCAAUCGUUUUAUGAUACCAGAAGAGUUAUUUAUGCAUUCAAGAUUUUCAAAUCAAUCAUUGAAUGCGAUUUUAAACUCUUUAUCCAACAUGUCAUUGAAAAGCCAAUCUCUAAAGAUAUUCUUCAACUCAAUGAACUACAAACACUAUCGUAUAGAGAAUCACCAAAGUCAUAUAGCAGUGUAAAUCCUCACAACAAUGAUGAUUUAUUAUCAAGCCCAUCUCCAUUGGGAGGUGAUAAUACCUAUCUUUCAUUUUCAUCAGUUCACCCACCUGCCCAAUCAAUUUCCGCCGCCGCCACCACCACUGAAACAUCGUCAGAUUUUCUAUUCAUUCCAACCAAUUAUUAUAUUGAUUUGUUGGUUGUAGUUGCAUUAAGAUUUAUUCAAGGACAAGUAUCAACAACCUUUGACAAGUCAACACCAGAUGGAGAAUCUUUUGUUUCGCAAAAUGACACUGUACAAAUUUGUGCAGCCGAAUUUCUUCAAUAUCUACUUUCACAGACUUCAAUGCAACACAGCAAAGCAUUGGAAAUUGCAAACAACAUUCAAGAACCAAUCCUCCAAACUCUUGCCCAAGCAGUAUCUUCAUCAAAUAUGGUAUUACAAGUUCAUCUUUUAUCUCUUUUGAGAUCAAUCGUUUUGAUUGAUAGUUCUUCUUCAUUACAACAACAGCAACAACAACAACAACAUACUCCAUCAAUGUUACAACAAUCAAAUUAUUCAUCUGGUGGUUCUUCACCUCUUCCACAACCAUCACCAUAUCUUGACAAUAAUGGAUUUGGAAGUACAUCAUUGUCUUCAAUUACUCAAUCUCCAAUGUUCUUGCAGACAACUGUUGUGGGUCUUAUUCAACCAUCGACAAGAUUUAAUAUUAGAUUCUAUUGGUUGGAUUUUAUCACUUUUUGUCUCCCUAGAAUGGUUCAUUCAGCUCAACUACCAAAUGCUGUCAUUACCAUUGUAAAUUGUCUAAGAGAUCUCAUAUCCUCUUUUGACCCAAGAUCACUUUAUGAUAGUCUAACAUCUAGAGAUAUUAUCGUUUUAUUGAAAAGUUUGACAUUUAUUUUUAAAUUUUCAAUUUUAGAACCUCUUACUCCAUUUGAUAAAAUAAACCAAGAAGAACAACAAAUUAAUAGAGGAGGAGCAUUGGGAGGUGUUAGAAUACUUACAGAUUUUGUAAAAGAUGUAUUUACAAGUGAAAUUGACCAAUCCAUAUCCCUUACACCAAUUGGAAAAGUUAGAGAUGACAUUUUUCAUGAUUUACCUGCCAUUAUCUCGCCUCUAUUAAAAAUAUGGGGUCCUCCAAAAUCAACUUUAUCAAAAAUUUCAAUAUCAACUGAUGUAUCAUCAGAUACACAUAACAAAUAUGCGAUUCAAGAUUUGGUUAUUCAUAUUUUAGACCCAUUAAUGUCAAAAUACCCAACACAAUUUAUUGGAGCGAUUGUAGAGUUGUGGCAAAGAUCAUUAAAUUCGUCCAUGUCGUCAUCAUUCCCUUCGAUGGAGGACCAAGGAAUAAUGACUCGUAAAGUAAUCAUGGAGAUUGUAUUUAGUUUGGAAUCGGUACGAGAGGAAACUCUAUUGGGUGCCUCUUCUCAUAUCCUUGCAAGUCUUCAUGCUCAAGAAAGAAUGAAACCACACAAAUCAAUCAUUCACAAGAUUACCAUGAAAGAGAGUGCUCUGUAUGACUUUAUCUAUAGAUAUAUUGAAGAGUAUUCAUCGACAUUUGAGAUGAUCUCGUCACACUUUUUGGCCGUUGUUAGAGAAUCUACUCAUUCCUCAAAUCCAAUGUCAUUUGUAUCACAACUUCAAAUAUUAAACAUCUACACUAAAAAGACAUUGCCCGAAGAGAAAUCCAAAAAUAGUUUCAAGUAUCGCAACAACAAGAGAGACUUGCAAGAUAUUAUACCAAAGAUUGUAGAGGCUUGUUUUAUGAUUUCUGGAAAAUCAUUCAACGAUAUCUCUGCAAUGUAUAUACCUCCUGCCAUUAAUGGAAAUCAACAAUCCACUCCUCAGGAAUCCUAUGUAUCUACUACUCCAACUUCUUCAAGACCAACAUCAAUGGAUAUGAGAUCAAUUAGUAUCUCUUCUGGUAGUAGUGGUGGUGGUGGUGGUAGUAAUACGAAUGAAUAUACAUAUGCCUCUACAACUAUUAGUGAAGAAAAUAAUCAACAACAACAACAACAACAAUCACAAUCCCAACAAUUAACACCACAACAACUAACACCACAAUCACAAAAGAUUAGAACUUUGUCAUCAGGUGAAGAUGGAGCUAUUCCUCGUUUUGGUAAUCUUAAAAAAGAAGCAAGUAGACUAAAGACUCAAGUUAGUCUUAAAUCAUUGGUACAUUUAUCAACAACACUUGCCUCACUCUUGGAUUCAAUCUUUGAUGAUAAAGAAAGAAUUGCCACUUUACUUGCCAAUACUCUUCAUAAUGUUGUUCCCUAUAUUAAAUCUAAAAUUGAUAUAAAUAGAGAGAAUACAUAUUAUGCAAUUUGUUUAUUCUCUUCAUUGGCUGAAUUUUCAUACAAUAUAAAGUCGAUUAGAAAGGAUGCAUUGGAACUCUUUAAUGACCAUGAUUUCUUUAAAGCAGAUAUAAAGACUUUGGAACAAACUGGAAAAAUUAUUAAUCAAGUAAUGGUUCAUGAUAAAACUGCUUUAUCUGAUUUUAUGAAAAAUAUAGGUAAAUCAUGGACUGCAGUUUCAACCAUGUUUGUCAAUAGGGAAACUGAAAAUAUGAAUAGAUCCAAACAAUUGAAAAGAUUAUCGUAUAUCAUUUGGUGUGGUAGUGAAAAUCAAUAUCUAUCGAUUAUGCCAGCAAUUCAAGAAAAAAUUGUUGAGUCUUUGAGAAUACCAAACUCUACUGUACUCCAUUUACAAGUAUUCCUUCUCCUCAGAGUACUUUUACUUAGAAUAUCUCAUCAAAACCUUAGAUCUUUUUGGCCAAUCAUUUUAUCAGAAUUGAUUGAUAUUUUAUCGCAUCCAAGUGACAAUGGAGAACUUGUAUUGUCGGCAUGUAAAUUUUUAGAUUUGGCAUUAACCAUUCCCACCAUUACCGAGCAGUUUAACCUCUUUGAAUGGGUUUUUAUCAAGGAUUGUUUUGUAUCAAAUCAAAAUGAUGCCCCUUUUAAACCACUUGUGGACCAAAUCUCUUCACAUACAGCAAUGGUCGAUCAUGAAAUCCUAGACACCACUUGUUCCAAAAUUCCAAUCCUCACGUCGUCUGGAAUCGUCGAAAUUGACUAUCAUCCUCAUCAGUUGCCUACACCAUCACCGUUAUUACAACCCUCAAGACAUUCUGUAAACGCGGUUGGUGGAUUAGCCAAUAGCAGCAAUAGUAGUUUUACCAACUCAAAUUUCAACUCUUCUUUGCUCAGACCUUGUAUUAUGAUUAAAUCCAUUCAAGACCUACCAAAUGGAUACUCUGACUUUAAAUUGUUCCUCUCUAGAUUCUCAUCAUCAAUCUACAAGAGACACAUGAGAUCGUCACAGAUUGAUUAUCAAUUCAUAAAUGAAAUGAUAUGUCUCGAUUUUUGUGAAAUUGAUUCAAACAAAUUAACUUCAAUUCUACUUUCAUCAACUUCAAUCAAUGAUUUUGGUUCAAUACUUUUAUCUAUUCAUCAACAACAACAACAAUUACAACAAUUACAACAACAACAAUUACAACAACAACAACAACAACAAAAUGAAACAGCCGCCUCGACAACGUGGACAAGAGGUAACGGAAAUCAACAACAACAACAACAACAACAAAACCAAUCUGGUGGAAACAAUGGUGGCAACAAAUCACCAUCAUUUCUAUCAACAAGAAGAAUAACCAAUUCCAAUUCACAACAACAAUCAAUUAUUGAUGAUAUUCCAACAACCACCACUGCCACUACUGUAUCAACUCCAACAAAAAGCUCUAUUACUACUACUGAUCCUAGCAUUAAUGAAAAUGCUACCAACAACAACAAUAAUGAUCAUGAUGAUGGUGAAGUAGAUGAUGAAGAAAUUGAGCAUUUAUUAUUAAGUGCCACCAUCGAUGAUACCAAUCAAUAA